Molecule: messenger RNA, 750 nt
Organism: Cladophialophora yegresii CBS 114405
Lineage: Eukaryota; Fungi; Ascomycota; Eurotiomycetes; Chaetothyriales; Herpotrichiellaceae
Exons: 3
Coding region: 1-750 (249 amino acids)
Source: RefSeq, a predicted model, not a curated record
AUGGGCCAGACAGUAACUGCUCGAUUCUGCUCACGACUGAAGCAGGUGCUGCCGUCGUCCAGCAUCACUACCGCCACUUCGACAGCGGCCGGCAGCACUCUACUACUAGUCCGCCCUCCUCCUCCGGUCUUCCUCCAGUCCAUCUUUAGCAGUCCAGUCGAUCACAUCCCAAGCUGCGCUAUCGGUUCUUUGGUGCUUGUUCCCCUUGCUCUUCAGAAAUGGGGUUCUACCUCUUCAUCCUUCCUCGCCUCUAGCAUUGCUACGAUCCCGGCCUCCGGCAAUAUGCAAGAUCCUUUCCCUGACGGGGCUGUGUUCUUUUUGGAGUGGCCGACAUGGGCCCGUUUGGCGCUUGUUUUGGGUGGCACGUUUGCCAUCGUUCUCAUCCUGGCUUUUCUUGUGAGAUUGAGGCAUUACGUCCGGGACAAAAGAAGAGCGAAAAGAGCAGCCGCAGAACAAGCCGAACGGGGCGAAAUGACAAUGGUCGCUGCCUUGGAGGAUGAUGCACUCUUUGGCAUGCGCGCACUUCUGGAAGACCCAGAAGUCGAGGGCGUGUGGAAUUCUCGCGAAGCCACUCCAAUGCAUCUCGAUGGCGGUGUCUGUACUCCUCCUGCCUCGCAAUCGACAACGAAAGCCCCGAAACACUCUUCGAAUUCCUCCACCACGAUAUAUGACACUGCAGACAUUGGUUUGGCCUCUCCGACAGGUAUUGCCCGGCUGGAACUCAUGCGUCAACUUGCUAACUCGGUGUAG